Oncorhynchus tshawytscha (Chinook salmon) is the source of this 3654-nucleotide messenger RNA. RefSeq names its product mucin-2-like. Lineage: Eukaryota; Metazoa; Chordata; Actinopteri; Salmoniformes; Salmonidae. The transcript has 7 exons. The record is from RefSeq and is a predicted model, not a curated record. The annotation marks the transcript as partial. Gene Ontology annotation, cellular component: extracellular matrix.
AUGUGGGACAAGAAGAAUAGCCUGUUCAUCAAACUCAGCUCUACCUUCCAGGGCCAAGUGUGUGGUCUGUGUGGUAACUACGACGGUAAUGGAAAGAACGACUUCACGUCCAGAAACCAGGAAGUGGUUGUUGAAGCUCUGGAGUUUGGGAACAGCUGGAAAGUGUCACCCAGUUGCCCCAACGCUGAUAUCAUAAAAAACCCAUGCACUGUAAGAUCAUACAGGCAGUCCUGGUCUCUGAAACGCUGCAGCAUCAUCACCAGUAAUGUUUUCUCAGCCUGCCACUCACAGGUGGACCCCACGCCAUUCCAUGAUGCCUGUGUGAGGGACUCGUGUGCCUGUGACACUGGGGGAGACUGCGAGUGUUUCUGUACAGCUGUAGCAGCCUACGCCCAGGCCUGUAACGAGGCAGGGGCUUGUAUCAAGUGGAGAACACCAGAUAUCUGCCCUCUGUUCUGUGAUUUCUACAACCCUAUUGGUGAGUGUGAGUGGCAUUAUAAUCCGUGUGGAUACCCCUGUAUGAAGACCUGCAAGAAUCCCUCAGGAACAUGCUCCAGUCAGAUCCCUGCACUGGAAGUCGUUGCUCAUCAACUGAGGUCAGAUGCAGCUAUAAUGUCCAAGCACCCCAAUUCCAACAACUACACCAAGUGUUACAACAACAAAGAUAUUCACUCAAGCACCGACCACAACAGUAUUUGUUUUCUCAACUCCGACCACUACCCCAACCACAACCAUAACCCCUACCCCUACCCCUACCCCCACAACAACCAUUACUCUGACAACAACCCCUUCCACUACGCCCACAACAACCCCGACUUCACCAACACCCACUUCACCCACUACUACUCCACACUGCCUGACCAAGACUGUCUAACAACCCCUACCAUUACCCCAACAACAACCCCUACCAUUACCCCAACAACAACCCCUACCAUUACCCCAACGACAACCCCUACCAUUUCCCCAACGACAACCCCUACCAUUACCACAACAACAACAACAACAGAAAGUCCAACAUCAACAACAACAACUAUGUCAACAAAAUAUACCACAACAAGUGAAACAACAGAGGAAAUUACAACUGGUCCAGAACCAACAACAACCACAACAACCAUUACUCUGACAACAACCCCUUCCACGAUGCCCACAACAACCCCUACUUCACCAACACCCACUUCACCCACUACUACUUCACACUGCCUGACCAAGACAGUCUGUGAAUGGUCAGACUGGAUUAGCAAAUACUAUCCCUCUGUUGGACCAGAAGGAGGAGAUUUUGAAAGCAUAGAAAAUAUAAGGAAAUCUGGAAUUGAUAUUUGUAGCCAACCUAAGGAAGUAGAAUGCAGAGCCAAAGACAACAUCCAUGUUCCUUUGGCCGAACUAGGUCAAAAUGUUGAAUGCAAUCCCUCAGUUGGACUGAUAUGCCGCAACAAGGAUCAAGGCAUCCCACCAAUAUGCUACAACUACGAGAUCAGAGUCAGAUGUUGUGUUGAUGUUUGUAGCAAUGAGACACCUACCACUGCAGAAAGGCACACAACUACCAUUAUAACAUCAACAACUACCCCAACAACAACAACAACAGAAAGUCCAACAACAACAACUUCCCCAACAACAAGAACAACAACAGAAAGUAAAACAACAACUACCCCAACAACAACAACAACAACAGAAAGUCCGACAACAACAACUACCCCAACAACAAGAACAACAACAGAAAGUCCAACAACAACAACUACCCCAACAACAAGAACAACAACAGAAAGUCAAACAACAACAGAACGUCCAACAACAACAACAGAAAUUCCAACAACCACAACUAAGUCAACAACUCCAUCCAUAACAACAAAAGUAACAGAGGAAGUUACAACUGGUCCAGAAUCAACAACACCUACCACCACAACCACAACAACAACAACCACCACAGAAAGUCCAUCAACCACAACAACAUCGAAGACAACAACAUAUUCCACAACAACUGAAACAACAGAGGAAAUUACAACUGGUCCAGAAUCAACAACUCCCACAACAACCACUACACCAACAACAACAACAACCACAGAAAUCCCAUCAACCACAACAACAACUAAGAAAACAACAUAUUCUCCAACAAGUGAAACAACAGAGGAAAUUACGACAGGUCCAGAAUCAACAACACCUACUACCUCUACCACAACAACAACAACCCCCACUACUACCCAAAUGACAACCCCAACCAUUACCCCAACAACCACAACAACAACAACAACAGAAAGUCCAACAUCAACAACAACUAUGUCAACAAAAUAUUCCACAACAAGUGAAACAACAGAGGAAAUUACAACUGGUCCAGAACCAACAACAACCACAACAACCAUUACUCUGACAACAACCCAUUCCACUAUGCCCACAACAACCCCUACUUCACCAACACCCACUUCACCCACUACUACUCCACACUGCCUGACCAAGACUGUCUGUGAAUGGUCAGACUGGAUUAGCAAAUACUAUCCCUCUGUUGGACCAGAAGGAGGAGAUUUUGAAACCAUAGAAAAUAUAAGGAAAUCUGGUAUUGAUAUUUGUAGCCAACCUAAGGAUGUAGAAUGCAGAGCCAAAGACAACAUCCAUGUUCCUUUGGCCGAACUAGGUCAAAAUGUUGAAUGCAAUCCCUCAGUUGGACUGAUAUGCCACAACAAGGAUCAAGGCAUCCCACCAAUAUGCUACAACUAUGAGAUCAGAGUCAGAUGUUGUGUUGAUGUUUGUAGCAAUGAGACACCUACCACCGCAGAAAGGCCCACAACAACCAUUAUAACAUCAACAACUACCCCAACAACAAGAAAAACAACAGAAAGUCAAACAACAACAACUACCCCAACAACAACAACAACAACAACAGAACGUCCAACAACAACAACAGAAAGUCAAACAACAACAACUACCCCAACAACAACAACAACAACAGAACGUCCAACAACAACAACUUCCCCAACAACAACAACAACAACAGAAAGUCAAACAACAACAGAACGUCCAACAACAACUACCCCAACAACAACAACAACAACAGAAAGUCAAACAACAACAGAAAGUCAAACAACAACUACCCCAACAACAACAACAACAACAGAAAGUCCAACAACCACAACUAAGUCAACAACUCCAUCCAUAACAACAACAGUAACAGAGGAAGUUACAACUGGUCCAGAAUCAACAACACCCACCACCACAACCACAACAACAACAACCACCACAGAAAGUCCAUCAACCACAACAACAUCUAAGACAACAACAUAUUCAACAACAAGUGAAACAACAGAGGAAAUUACAACUGGUCCAGAAUCAACAACACCCACAACAACCCCUACUACUACCCCAACUACUACCACAACAACAACUCAGACGAGGACUACCUCUGAGGUUAUAACAACAGCAACCACCAAAGCAUCUACGACAACAACAGCCUUCACUGUAGUCACAAAUCCACCAUACACAAAACCAACAGAAAAGCAAAUCUCAAACUUGACAACACAGACAAAAGAAACUACUAUAUCAAACCCAACCACCACCCCUACCAUUACCCCAACAACAACCCCUACCAUUACCCCAACAACAACCCCUACCAUUACCCCAACAACAACCCCUACCAUUACCCCAACAACAACCCCUACCAUUACCCCA